CUUGACCGUCUCUAAUCAAGCAGAUACACUCGGCCGCGUCUGACGUGCCAAUCAAACAAACAAAUAAAUAAAGUCAACAUAGUGAUAAACAUAUACAACGUUAUAGCUUACUGCUCCGAACAGACCUAUCCGAGUUAGCGUUGUUUUCUCUGGGAAUACCGAACCUCAAUUACACUAAUAAAAUCUAAAGCCUUUAAGUAAAUAGUGGUUGGCAAAACAUUUGAGAGAUCCCCCGCCGCGUUAUAUAUAGUAGUGUGAGUGUAAUAAGUUCAUUUGGUAUUGAGUGGUGAAUAUGAGUGGGAUGCAGAAGUAUAGCGUGAGCAGCAGCAGCAGUAGCAGUGAGGAUGAGAAGUAUGAGAUGGUGCCGCCUGAAGGGGGGUGGGGGUAUCUCGUUUGCAUCGGCCUGUCUGUUAUUUUUAUCGCCGGCACGGCACACCAGCCAGUAUUCGGGUUCAUCUACAACGAGUUCCUGGAUGAUGUGGGCGCGGGGACUGGCGCCGUGACUGUCGUAUACGGAGUCUUCCAAGUCACUUUAGCUAUUGCAGGAUUUUCGGCGAACAUUGCUCUAAAGAGGCUAUCAUUAAGACAAGUGGGUCUCAUCGGAGCAUUUAUAUACACACUAGCGUCCUUCCUGGCCAUUUUCGUCACGUCAACGACCCAAUUAAUCAUAACUAACGGCUUUCUCCAAGGCUUAGGCAUGGGUCUCCUCAUUCCCAUUUCAUACACAAGCUUCAACAGUUACUUUACAAAGAAAAAGGUGCUCUAUUUGAGCCUGUGUAAGGCUUCUAUUGGGAUGAUCACGAUGGUGUAUCCGCUAUUCAUCAAGUUUACUAUUACUGAGUUCGGGUUCAGAGGGACGUUGGCUGUAUUGUGCGCUAUUUCGGCGCAUAGCAUAUUCGGGGCUGUUGUGAUGCACCCGGUCGAGUGGCACAUGGUGAAACAGAUCAAGCCAUGCGAGAAAAUAGUUCUAAUCCCACCUACUCCCGCCGUUGAAAAAGAAUCCCAAUUCGAAUUCACCAAAGACGGGCACACUCUAUUGCCCCAGCUGCAAACAAACACAGCAAAAUCCGUCGAAAACCUAUACAUCCACGCUCAGAUCACCAGAAAAUCUUCCGAUUUCCUCUUCGUACCGAAAUUAACCGACUCGAGAAGAUUAAGCAUUCCUGUGGUCCUAAUACCCGAGGACGGCAAGACUGAUAGCAGAUUCAACUCAUCAGACAACGUGUAUCUCGAGAACUUGUAUAAAGCCGCCUCGGUGUCGAGUUUGGGCAAUUUCGGAGGUAUCGCGGCCGAGCCGAUGCCGAUCAUCAAGAACAAAGACGGGAAAUGGCAAACUGUCGCGGAGUUCUUAGACUUGACGCUGCUGAAGGACUGGAUAUUCGACAACAUUGCUUUCGGGAUGUCGCUGGCUUUCUUUGCCGACCUCACUUUCUUCACGUUGGAGCCGAUGUUUUUGGAUAAAAACGGCUUAAGUCGGGGCGAGAUUGCAACCAUAAUAGCGAUAGGCGGCGCCACUGAUAUGUCAGCCAGGUUACUGCUUGGUGUCACCGGCCAUUUCUUCACUCUGAACAGCCGUUACAUGUAUUACUCUGGAGCGCUCUUCACUGCGAUAUUCCGGAUAGUUCUCACCCAGUGCACCACCUAUCUUCCGCUCCUGAUCUUGACCGGCAUUUUGGGCUCGUUACGGUCUCUGCUGCACAUAGCGCAGCCUAUAGUGAUGGCAGAGCAUGUUCCUAUUGAGCGGUAUCCACCGGCGUAUGGACUGUACAUGUUAAUCACUGGGGCCUUGAGUUUGAGCGUCGGGCCUUUGAUAGGUUUCGUCCGCGACUACACCGACAGCUACGAGAUCGCGUUCUACAUGCUCACAAUCUGCAACCUGUGCUGCGUGGUCCCGUGGACCAUUGAAGCCAUCAUCAGAUUCUCUACCCGAAAAACCACUCACCUGGAAACGUGAUGGAAGCAUUAACUUUACUGUGAAAGAACCUUUAGAAGAGCAAAGACUGUGACUUGUAAAUAGUGUAGCUAAUAAAUUACGGUAUAGCUCAUAAACGUCUUGACGUCUUUCGGAAAGGUUGGCCUAAUAUUGCCACAGAACGAGAGGCGUGGAAGAAAGAGAGGGAUGCCUUUGCCC
Messenger RNA from Cydia fagiglandana, 2131 nucleotides. RefSeq names its product monocarboxylate transporter 9-like. The coding region runs from base 293 to 1954 and encodes 553 amino acids. Gene Ontology annotation, molecular function: monocarboxylic acid transmembrane transporter activity. Gene Ontology annotation, biological process: transmembrane transport. Lineage: Eukaryota; Metazoa; Arthropoda; Insecta; Lepidoptera; Tortricidae. The transcript is spliced from 8 exons. Gene Ontology annotation, cellular component: membrane. The record is from RefSeq and is a predicted model, not a curated record.